GUUGGCGGCGGCCCGAGCUCGCCGGAAAGUUGGUGCCGGCUGAGCCGGCGGCGCCCGCUCGCCAUGCAGAGACCCAGCGGCCAGGGGACCGCCUUCUCCAUCGACUCGCUCAUCGGGACGCCGCCGCCGCGCUCCGGGCACCUGCUCUACACCGGCUACCCCAUGUUCAUGCCGUACCGGCCGCUGGUGCUGCCGCAGGCGCUGUCCCACGCGCCCCUGCAGUCGGGGCUGCCGCCGCUGGCGCCGCUGGCCUCCUUCGCCGGCCGCCUCACCAACACCUUCUGCGCCAGUCUGGGCCAGGCCGUGCCCUCCAUGGUGGCGCUCACCACGGCCCUACCCAGCUUCUCUGAGCCCCCCGACGGCUUCUACCCGCCGCAGGAGCUGCCCCCGCCGCGCGCCAACCCCGACGCCGGCUGCCGGCGGGGCGCCGAGGGCCUGGAGGCGGAGGAGCUGCCCCCGGGACGCGACAAGGGGCCGCCCGAGCCGCCGCUGCACUUCCCGGACCCCUUCCCUAGCCUGGCAGACGGGAAGGCGUACAGCUCGGACGAGGAGAAGCUGGAGGUGAAGUCGGCGGCCACGCCGUGCAGCGAGCGGGAGGAGGAGAGCUCGGCGGGCGACAGCGAGGAGGAGCCCUUCCUGGACGGGCCGGCCGCCGCCGCGCUGGGCACCAAGGGCAAGGGCAAGGGCGGCCCCGCGGCGGAGCAGACCCCGCCGGGCUCCGGGGCCGGCAAGAGCCGCCGGCGGCGCACGGCCUUCACGAGCGAGCAGCUGCUGGAGCUGGAGAAGGAGUUUCACUGCAAGAAGUACCUGAGCCUGACGGAGCGCUCCCAGAUCGCGCACGCCCUGAAGCUCAGCGAGGUGCAGGUGAAGAUCUGGUUCCAGAACCGCCGCGCCAAGUGGAAACGCAUCAAGGCGGGCAACGUGAGCAACCGCUCAGGCGAGCCCGUCCGCAACCCCAAGAUCGUGGUGCCCAUCCCGGUGCACGUCAACCGCUUCGCCGUGCGCAGCCAGCACCAGCAGAUCGAGCAGGGCGCCCGGCCCUGAGCGCCGUCGGGGCUCUCGGACCCUGGGGCGGGCGGGCCGCCGGCAGCGGGCGGGGGCCGGGGCAGCGGGGCCGUCCGCUCGCAUUCCUCUGUACAUGUCCCUUAUUUAUUCCGUGUAAACUCUGUACAUACGGCAGCGAGUCCGUCUGUCCGAGCCGCGGGGAGCGCGGGCCCCCGCCUGUCCUGGCCCUGCCUCCGGCCGCGCCGCGCCGGGCCGGGGCCGCGCUGUACAGGAGCGCCCGCCCAUGUAUAGCUGUGAUUUCAAUAAAUUAUUUUCUAUGGAGCCACGCGAGGGUCUU
Messenger RNA from Oxyura jamaicensis (ruddy duck), 1342 nucleotides. It is a transcript of the gene GBX1, whose product is annotated as gastrulation brain homeobox 1. Gene Ontology annotation, biological process: regulation of transcription by RNA polymerase II; regulation of nervous system development. The coding region runs from base 64 to 1044 and encodes 326 amino acids. Gene Ontology annotation, cellular component: nucleus. The record is from RefSeq and is a predicted model, not a curated record. Gene Ontology annotation, molecular function: DNA-binding transcription factor activity, RNA polymerase II-specific; RNA polymerase II transcription regulatory region sequence-specific DNA binding. The transcript has 2 exons. Lineage: Eukaryota; Metazoa; Chordata; Aves; Anseriformes; Anatidae.